This is a messenger RNA of Arabidopsis arenosa, 1078 nucleotides long. The record is from the annotation of a GenBank genome assembly. Lineage: Eukaryota; Viridiplantae; Streptophyta; Magnoliopsida; Brassicales; Brassicaceae.
UCUCUGUAAGAUUAUCAUCAUGAGGCAUCGUUACACUCUGGUUCUGUCUGCAAUGCGGCUGAUACGACCGUCCAACCGCCGCCAUCUAACUUCGAUCGCAAGCCCCGACUCUGAGUUCAUUUCAUAUAUGAACAAUAAGGCUAAGUCCAUCAAUAAAGCACUAGACGAUUCUGUUCCUCUUUGCAACAAUUCUGUUCCUCUUUGGGAGCCAGUACUCGAGGUUCGCGAAGCUAUGAGGUACACGCUUCUCUCAGGCGGCAAACGAGUAAGGCCAAUGCUCUGUUUGGUUGCUAGCGAGCUCGUAGGUGGCCAAGAGUCAACCGCAAUGCCUGCAGCCUGUGCGGUUGAGAUGAUUCACGCUUCGUCACUUAUCCUAGACGACCUUCCUUGUAUGGAUGAUGACAGCCUCCGCCGUGGAAAACCCACCAACCAUAUAGUCUUUGGCGAGAAAACAUCCAUCUUGGCAGCUAAUGCUCUCAUGUCUUUAGCCGUCGAGCAGACGUUGGCAUCGACCUCCUUGGGGGUGCCUGCAGAGAGGGUUCUUCGAGCUGUUCAGGAGAUGGCGAGAGCUGUUGGGACAGAGGGACUUGUGGCGGGCCAAGCAGCGGAUUUGGCUGGAGAAAAGAUGAGUUUUGAGAACGAAGACGAGGGAUUGAGAUAUCUUGAGUUUAUACAUAUUCAUAAAACCGCGGUUUUGGUUGAAGCUGCGGCUGUUGUGGGAGCUAUAAUGGGAGGUGGGUCCGAUGAAGAGAUUGAGAGGCUUAAGAGCUACGCGAGGUGCGUUGGAUUGAUGUUUCAGGUGGUGGAUGAUGUGCUCGAUGAGACCAAGUCGUCCGAGGAGCUUGGGAAAACUGCUGGAAAAGAUUUGAUCACCGGAAAGCUUACUUAUCCGAAGGUGAUGGGUGUGGAGAAUGCGAGAGAAUAUGCAAAGAGGUUGAACAGAGAAGCACAGGAACAUCUUCAGGGGUUUGAUUCUGACAAGGUGGUUCCUUUGUUGUCUCUCGCUGAUUAUAUUGUCAAGAGACAAAACUGACUGUUACUCCAUAGCUUUAAUGACAAAUCAAUGAAAAAAGCAUCG